Molecule: messenger RNA, 237 nt
Organism: Gongylonema pulchrum
Lineage: Eukaryota; Metazoa; Nematoda; Chromadorea; Rhabditida; Gongylonematidae
Source: the annotation of a GenBank genome assembly
AUGAUGAAUGUGUAUGGGGUGAUUGGCAAUUCGCCCGUCCGGAUCGCUUCCGAUCGAGUAAACUCGUUUAAGUGCCGAUGUGCAAACCGAGAUGAUGUGCAUGGCACCGAUGAUGUCGGCAUGUUUAUUCAGCAUUCCACCGAUCAGCCCCGCCUCAGUACCAGCGGCAAAAUCACCUCUUGUCAAGAGCAGCAGAAGUGGUGUAUUUUGGAAUGUUCCAAUAAGCUUAUGCACUAG